This is a messenger RNA of Exophiala bonariae, 603 nucleotides long. RefSeq lists its product as uncharacterized. NCBI's taxonomy places the organism in Eukaryota, Fungi, Ascomycota, Eurotiomycetes, Chaetothyriales, Herpotrichiellaceae. The coding region runs from base 1 to 603 and encodes 200 amino acids. The transcript has 2 exons. The record is from RefSeq and is a predicted model, not a curated record.
AUGGCAUCAGCAACCCAAGUCCAGUCCUUCCGCGAGCUGGUCGGCGUGCCACGCUCCACCGCAUCGGCGCAGGACUCGACGUUGAUCAUCAUCGACGCGCAGAACGAAUAUGCAGAAGGAUACCUGAAGACGGUGAACGUCGACCAGACGCGCAAAGCCAUCGCCUCUCUUCUCGAGAAAUACCGCGCCGGCGGCGACGGCAAGAACAUCGUGCACGUCGCGCACAAGACGCCCGAGGGAACGCCCAUCUUCACGCCCGGCACGAAGCUGGCCGCGGAAUUCGACGAGCUGAAGCCCCGGGACGGCGAGAAGGUGAUUUGGAAGGAGGCCGUGUCCAGCUUCCAGGGCACGGAUCUGCACGAGUAUUUGUCGGGACUGGGCGACAGAGGCAAGAAGACCGUGCUCACCGGCUAUAUGGCCCACGUGUGUGUCUCGACUGCCGCGAGAGUGGGCUCGGAUCUGGGUUAUGAUAUCGUGUUGGCGGCUGAUGCUAUUGGGGAUCGUGAUAUUCCCGGCUUCACUGGGCCCGAGGUUACCAAUGCUGUGCUCAAGGAGUUGGGCGAUGCAUUUGGCACGGUGCUGCAGAGCUCCGAGAUUAAGUGA